Molecule: messenger RNA, 1512 nt
Organism: Monoraphidium neglectum
Lineage: Eukaryota; Viridiplantae; Chlorophyta; Chlorophyceae; Sphaeropleales; Selenastraceae
Exons: 2
Coding region: 1-1512 (503 amino acids)
Source: RefSeq, a predicted model, not a curated record
AUGCUGGCCGCGAGCGACCUCUUCUGGGCGGGCGCCACUCAGCUCGAGUCCCUGACGGUGCCCGCAGAUCUGCCGUCCGUCUUUGAGUGCGUCACCGCCCUCACCUCCCUCACCCUCACCGGGUUGGUCGCCGACUCUGGCGCCCACCCUGCCUGCUAUGCGGGUCUCGGCCGCCUAGCGCGCCUGACGCGGCUUGUUGCGGGGUCACUCAGCUGGCACGGCGACCCAGUAGGCGGCGGCCCAGCCCUUUGCUCUUGCCUGACACAUCUCUGGCUAGUUGAUGCCGGCGGCCACGGACUCGCUGGCGGCGGCGCAUCUGACGUUUUCGACGGUCUCCGCUGCCUGAAAUCCUUGAGCAUGUGCAAUAGCCGUUUGGACAUGUCCAAGGUUCCAGGGCUGUCACAGCUCACAGAGCUAAGCUUGUCCUUCGCGCCGUCUGCGGCUGACGGGGACGCAUGGCGGCUUCCCGGCAGCUUCUCUCGGCUGUCCGCCCUCGCCAGGCUUAACCUUGACCUAUUUGGCGGCGCCAGCAGUGGCGCCGCCGUCAACCCCUCUAACGCAACUGCGGCAAUCUCAUCGCUGUCAUCGCUGCCGGCGCUGCGGGACUUGUCCACCAACUGGACGCCCGGCAACCGGCGCGCCGUCCCGAUGCGCGAGCUGAACCUCGUGACGCAGAUCACGGCGCUGUCGCUAUCCUCGGCCGCUCUCGGGGAGGACCUCACAGUGGCCGAAGCGCUGCCGACUGCGCUGGCGGGGCUGAGGAGCCUGAGUGUGCAGAUCCACGGCGCGAGGCUCGUCGCCGCUCCCACAGACGCCGGCGGCACAUUGCAAGCAGGAGACGCGCCGCGCAGCGGCACGGGGCCUGCGGCCGCUGCGCAGGCAGCGGCGGCGCCGACUGCGUCGCUGGCGUCGCUCACGCGCCUCGAGGCUCACGUCGACUCGGGCGCCUGCGCGCUGCUGUCUCCACGGCUGCUGCCCUCAAGCCUCCGCGCCCUGUCGCUGUGCGCGGACGACAUUGUCGGCGAGGCCGCCGCCGCGGCGCUGCUGGCCGCGCGCGCGCCGCCGUCGCCGGCGCUGCGGCGGCUGGAGAGCCUCGAGCUGCGCAUGCUGCUGCCCGCCGGCGCGUGGCGUGUGCCGGCGUGGCUUCCCGCGCUGGCGGGCACACUGGAUUCUGUCCGGCUGCCCGGCAUCCUCGGGCAGCUGAAAAAGAGGCGGUCUCGCGUCCAAGGCGAGGUCGCGGCGCUGGAUGCUCUCGCGAGGAUGGGGGUGCGUGAGAUCAAGGUGGAGUUUGCGGUGCAGGACGCACUCGAGGCAGCAGCCGGUAGGCCCAUGCCCAGGAGCUCCUGGGUGCCGCCGCCGCCGCCGCCAGCGCCGCAGCAAUCGCUGGUUGCGCCGCUUGCUGCAGCCGACGAGGGCGCAGCCGGCGAGGGCGCCGCGGCGGUCGGCGCGGCGGCGCGCGCGUUCCUGCGAGACUGGGGCCACCUGUUGGUGCCUGUGAAUCUUCUGCAGUGA